Messenger RNA from Prorocentrum cordatum, 774 nucleotides. Lineage: Eukaryota; Dinophyceae; Prorocentrales; Prorocentraceae. The record is from the annotation of a GenBank genome assembly.
AUGGCGCUGGGGCCCACCGACGACGAUCUGUACCAGGACGUCUUCGAGCCCUACGGCGUCGACACGGAGCAGUUCAGGGUACUGAUGUCCUCUGGCACGCGCAUCCGAGGGACGAAGGGCACCGUGAUAGUGAAGGCGGGCACGCCGUGCACGAAGGUUCACCUCCUUCUCUUCGGGGAGGCCGUGGCCCGCAAGGGCGACGCGGAGGGCCAGCCGGUGUGCAGGUACCCAGGGAGGACCGGAGGUGCUGAGGUGCUGCCGGCGCCAGGCAGCGAGGGCGCAGAGGAGUCCCCCGAUUCCGGCGUGCCGAAGCGCGGGUGCGUCAUCGGCGGGUCCGUGCUUGUCGACCCGAUGAGGCUGGAGACGCCGUAUCCGAACACCGUCGUGGCCGAAUCAGACGUGGAGUGGAUCCAGUGGGAGCUGCACGAGCUGAAGCGGGUGGUCGCGCGGAAAAACUGGAGAUCAGAGGAGGAAAGGCUUGCUCUACACCGAUCUCAUCAACAGCCUGGACAACGAGCGGAAGAUCCGGUGGGAGGCGAAAAUGCGCUCCAGGGGCCUCGUGGAGGAUGCCCGUCCGAAGCCGAAGCAGUUGCUCGCGCUCUCUGCUUUCGUGGCGGUGCCGUUCUUCGGCUUCGGCUUUGCGGACAACUUCAUCAUGAUUCUCUGUGGGGACGCCAUAGACGCGACGUUCGGCGUGCGCUUCGGCCUGACGACGCUGGCGGCGGCCGGGCUCGGCAAUUGGGUGAGCGACCUCGUCGGCCUUGGUCUAGGUGA